CUCCGGGACUUGGCGUGGCUGCUCCUGCCGGGGGCGUGGCCAGGCGACAGACGAGUCACUGGAGGGCGUGGUCUUGGCGGCAGCCCCGCCCCCGGCGUCCUCGAGGCGGGCGGGGGACGGAGCGGGGAGCGGUGGCUGAGGUGUCCAGUCGGUUGGAGGUAGCUGGUGUGUCGGUUGGGGUGAUGGCGUGCCCCGGGCCUGUGACGGGCUGCGCGACGCGGCGGCCGCUGCACUCGGCCCGGGCUCCGGACGUGGCCUCGGCCUCCAACUUCCGCGCCUUCGAACUGCUGCACCUGCACCUGACGCUGCGGGUGGAGUUCGGGCCGCCGGGCCCGGGCCCGGGCAGCCGCGGCCUGAGCGGCACGGCGGCGCUGGAGCUGCGCUGCCUGGGGCCCGAGGGCGCCUCCGAGCUGCACCUCGACUCGCACCCGUGCCUCGAGGUGACGGCGGCGGCGCUGCGGCGGGAGCGGCCCGGCUCCGGGGAGCCGCCCGAGGAGCCCGUGCCCUUCCACACGCGCCCCUUUGCCCACUACGGCCAGGCGCUGAGCGUGGCCUUCCCGCAGCCGUGCCACCCCGGGGAGCGCUUCCAGCUGCUGCUCACGUACCGCGUGGGCGAGGGGCCCGGGGUUUGCUGGCUGACUCCAGAGCAGACAGCAGGGAAGAAGAAGCCCUUCGUCUAUACCCAGGGUCAGGCCGUCCUCAACCGAGCCUUCUUCCCCUGCUUUGACACUCCUGCAGUGAAAAGCAAGUAUUCUGCCCUCAUUGAGGUGCCAGAUGGCUUCACAGCAGUGAUGAGUGCUACCACAUGGGAAAAACAAGGCCCGAAUAAGUUCUUCUUCCAAAUGUGUCAGCCUAUUCCCUCCUACCUGGUAGCUUUGGCUGUUGGAGAUCUGGUUUCUGCUGAAGUUGGACCCAGGAGUCGUGUGUGGGCUGAGCCCUGCUUGAUUGAAGCUGCCAAGGAAGAGUACGAUGGUGUGAUAGAAGAAUUUCUGGCAACAGGAGAAAAACUUUUUGGACCCUAUGUUUGGGGAAGAUAUGACUUGCUCUUCAUGCCACCAUCUUUUCCCUUUGGGGGCAUGGAGAACCCCUGCCUGACUUUUGUUACUCCAUGUCUGUUGGCUGGGGACCGUUCCUUGGCAGAUGUUAUCAUCCAUGAGAUCUCUCACAGCUGGUUUGGAAAUCUGGUCACCAAUGCCAACUGGGGCGAGUUCUGGCUGAAUGAAGGUUUCACUAUGUAUGCGCAGAGGAGAAUCUCCACUAUCCUCUUUGGUCCUGCUUACACCUGCCUAGAAGCUGCCACGGGGAGGGCACUCCUUCGGCAACACAUGGACAUCACUGGAGAGGACCACCCGCUGAACAAACUCCGAGUGAAGAUUGAGCCAGGUGUUGAUCCUGAUGAUACCUACAAUGAAACCCCAUAUGAGAAAGGGUUCUGCUUUGUCUCUUACCUGGCCCACCUGGUGGGAGACCAGGACAAGUUUGACAACUUCCUUAAGGCCUAUGUCAAUGAAUUUAAAUUCCAGAGCAUCUUGGCUGAUGAUUUUCUGGAAUUCUACUUGGAAUAUUUCCCUGAGCUGAAGAAGAAGAGAGUAGAUUCUAUACCAGGCUUUGAAUUUGAUAGAUGGCUGAACACACCAGGAUGGCCCCCUUACCUACCUGACCUCUCCCCUGGUGACUCACUUAUGAAGCCUGCUGAGGAGCUGGCCCAGCUUUGGGCUGCUGAGAAGCUAGACCUGGGCGCAAUUGCUGCUGUGGAUAUCUCUACCUGGAAGACCUACCAGCUGGUCUACUUCCUGGAUAAGAUCCUACAGAAUUCACCUCUACCUCCUGGGAAUGUGAAAGAAAUGGGAGAGACAUACCCCAAGAUCUCAAAUGCCCGAAAUGCAGAGCUGCGCUUACGCUGGAGCCAAAUCGUUAUCAAAAAUGAUCACCAAGCAGAUUUCAAGAAAGUACAGGAGUUCCUGCAGAGUCAGGGAAAACAGAAGUAUACCCUCCCGCUGUACCAUGCUAUGAUGAGUGGCAGUGAGGCAGCCCACUUCCUAGCCAAAGAGACAUUUUCUACCACCGCCCCCCAGCUCCACAGCAAUGUUGUCAAUUAUGUCCAGCAGAUCAUGGAAUCUAAGAAGAGUUAGAGCCCCGAGCUGGGCUCCUUACCUCCUUUAGGUGUCGUGGAUCUUCAGAAUAGCAGUCUGUCCCUACCCUCCAUUUCCCCCAGCAGCUGAGGUUUCAUAUCCUGGACUCUGCUCUGCAUGGGGACCUUCCCUAAAAGCUGGAUUCUGGACCAGAAGUCUCCCCACAGUUUUCAGCGGGUCAGUAGACCCUUGGUGUUGGCUGGGGGAGAAGGCAUUUCAAUUCUACCUUCAUUUGGCAUAGGAAGAAGAAGAGAAUGUUGUUGCUGACUCUUCUGAUGCUGUGCAAAGGACUGGCAGCUUGAUUCUUUUUCAGGUUCAAUAUUUUAAAUAAAAUUUUUAGAUGAAAAAUAUGGAAGCUA
Trichosurus vulpecula (common brushtail) is the source of this 2491-nucleotide messenger RNA. It is a transcript of the gene RNPEP, whose product is annotated as arginyl aminopeptidase. The transcript is spliced from 11 exons. The record is from RefSeq and is a predicted model, not a curated record. Lineage: Eukaryota; Metazoa; Chordata; Mammalia; Diprotodontia; Phalangeridae. Gene Ontology annotation, molecular function: metalloaminopeptidase activity; zinc ion binding. The coding region runs from base 183 to 2132 and encodes 649 amino acids. Gene Ontology annotation, biological process: proteolysis.